Penaeus indicus is the source of this 1935-nucleotide messenger RNA. It is a transcript of the gene Cchl, whose product is annotated as holocytochrome c-type synthase-like. Gene Ontology annotation, cellular component: mitochondrion. Lineage: Eukaryota; Metazoa; Arthropoda; Malacostraca; Decapoda; Penaeidae. The transcript has 6 exons. The record is from RefSeq and is a predicted model, not a curated record. Gene Ontology annotation, biological process: cytochrome c-heme linkage. Gene Ontology annotation, molecular function: holocytochrome-c synthase activity. Bases 140 to 1222 code for a protein of 360 amino acids.
CUAGCCCCUCUAGCAGCCGGGCCAGUGAGGUCGCGAAGGGAGAAACGCGUCAAUUUCUUCAUUUUCCUUCCUUUUUCGCCGAAUUUGAAGCUUAAUUUACCUCGGAGAAGACUGCGUGAGUGAGAAAAGAGCAGACAGGAUGGGCAAUACAGUCUCAGCAGCACACAGCACAGCCACAACACUCACCAGCUUGGCCCUCGGAGAAGGAAAGGGCAUGCUCAUUGAGGGCCACCCAGAAAUCACCAAGGACAUGGCACCUGCUGAGUGUCCCAUGCACCAGGAGCUAGCUCAGGCCCCUGCCCCUCCCAAACAGUGUCCCGUCGAUCAUGCCAAGAUGAGUGCCGAGGCUGCCCCCCCCAAACAGUGUCCUGUCGAUCACACCAAGAUGAGUGCCGAGGCUGCCCCUCCCAAACAGUGUCCCGUCGAUCACACCAAGAUGAGUGCUGAGGCUGCCCCACCCCAGAAGGCCCAUCACAUUCCCCCGGGUACCGUCAUCCCCUCUGAGUGCCCAAUGCAUCAAAGUAACCAGGAACCGCAGGCAUUCCCCAGUGAGUGUCCAAUGAGUGCCAACCCAGAUGGGGAGUGGCCUGUGCAUCAGGCAGGCAUGCACUUGGGCAAAGAGCAUGCAGGCAAGUAUGUAGACAUCAACCCCCUCAACCUGGAGUCCUACCCGAACCAGAAGCCAGCUCCUGACCAGCCCUUCGAGUUGCCCACUGAGAGACAGGUGUCAACAAUCCCGAAAGCAGGUUCAGAGUCGGAGCACUGGGUUUACCCUUCCCCACAGAUGUUCUGGAAUGCCAUGCUAAGGAAGGGCUGGAGAUGGAAGGACGAUGACCUCUCACAGAAAGACAUGCAACACAUCAUCAGCAUUCACAAUGUCAACAAUGAACUGGCUUGGCAGGAGGUCCUAAAGUGGGAAUCCCUCCACAAAAAUGAGUGUGGGAACCCCAAGCUGAAGCGUUUUGGUGGCAAGGCAUCGGACUACUCUCCCCGGGCUCGCAUGAGGAGUUGGAUGGGAUAUGAGCUGCCUUUUGACCGCCAUGAUUGGAUUGUCGACCGCUGUGGCAAGGAAGUACGCUACAUCAUUGACUACUAUGAUGGAGGCGACGUGGACCCCAGUGACUAUAAGUUUGCGAUCCUAGACGUCCGGCCUGCAAUGGACUCGUGGGAGAACAUCUGGGACAGGAUGGUGGUUGCCUGGUGGCGCUGGACAAGAAGUUAGACUGAGGUUGUGAGAAAGAGAGAGAAAAGUCAUGUUUUUCCAAUAGUUUUUUUAGUCUCUCUCGCUUUCUCUCUCACUUAAUAGCUAGAUUUAUUUAUAUCAGAAAGCAAAUGGAGUGAAAUGUUCAUAGGAAAGAGAACCUGUCUAAGGGAGGUCUUUUUUUUCUUCUCAAUUGAGGUUCAGUUUUUUUUUGUUUUGUUUUUAUAAUAGUGGGAAUGAUUAUGAAAUUAAUAAGGAUUUUGACUUUCAUAGUACUGGGUAUAUUCGUGCUUACUAAGUAAACUUUAUUUCUAUAUCUUUACCUUAGUUAAGAUUAUCCAGAAACAGUAUUUCAAGUACAAAAUUUAAGUUUAGUACUUCAUAUGAAAAUUACAUAGUCUAGAAGUUUUGAUGAUUAAGUACAUUCACUAAUCUCUGAGUGAAGGAUCUGGUAUGUAAGUUGGAAUGAAUUUAGUUGGGUUUUAUGCUUAUAGCAGUUUUGAAAUUGCUUAAUCUUGUCCCAGAUGUCAAAUAGGAAUCUGUUAGAAGAAAAGUAUGUACCUUCAGGCUUUUUUUCUGAAUUUUUCUCAGUUGGACUUGGUAUUUGUGCAUAAUGUACUUGAUUACAGUCAUACAAAUUGAAAGCCAAAUAAAGAGUUGUAGUUGAAUUCUUGUUAAUAGAUAUGUGUAUAUACUGUGUACAGAUUUAACAGUUAAGUAAAGUUUUAAAUUUC